Dendrobium catenatum is the source of this 4029-nucleotide messenger RNA. RefSeq lists its product as uncharacterized. The transcript is spliced from 5 exons. Gene Ontology annotation, cellular component: nucleus. The coding region runs from base 627 to 3848 and encodes 1073 amino acids. Gene Ontology annotation, biological process: DNA-templated transcription. The record is from RefSeq and is a predicted model, not a curated record. NCBI's taxonomy places the organism in Eukaryota, Viridiplantae, Streptophyta, Magnoliopsida, Asparagales, Orchidaceae.
UCGACCAAAUCGGGCUACGGUGUUGAAUAAUAGGUUUGCGAUUUUAGCUGUUGGUUUCUUCUGGAAAGUUCGUUCGUCCGACGAACUCGAGCUCUGACGGUCGCUUUGACGGGAGGCUCUUGAUAAACCCUAGCAGCUCCCGCUCUCAUCAUCUGUGGUCUCAUUUGCUAGGUUCGCUUUUCCCCUUCUCCACUGUUCGUUGCCUUCGACUUCGCCUCCUUCGCGUGGCAGGUAGAGUUUUGAACGAGUCCCUACUUGACGACGUUUCUUCCUGUCGGGUCCGAAAUCACACCUCCUAGCCGUUCGUCUGUUCGAUCGGAAGUAACGACGACGACGGGAGCUUGCUCGUUGCGAAGGUAGCCAUCUUUAUUCCGUUCGCGCGCUUUUUCGGCCAAAUCCCGUAAAUUCGCCGAACUCCCGGAUUUAGUAGACUAGGGAUUUACGGCAAAAGUGCGAAACGGUGGAUUUAACUCGCUGUGAGAUUUAACGGUUCCUAAAUCCUGUUUGGCUGGAUUUAGCAUAAAUCCUGCUCAAAUCCAGCAUAAAUCCUGUAACCAAACAGCCCCUUCGUAUCGUCGUAUACAAAGGAGUUCUCAGAUAUUUGCCAGAAUCCUGUGACUCCUAAUAUGGCCGCGCAACAGUCUUCCUCAGCUAGCAAUCAGUCUGCUCAGGUUGAUUUAUUGCCUAGGCCUACUACAAUGCCCAUUAAUUUUGGGUCCCAGCAGUUGCCGCUGGAUGGUAGACAAUUUUCACAAGACAUGGUCCAAGCUACAGCAUCUGCUGGCAGUGAGCCUUUUUCAUUAACUUUUUCAAACAAGCAACCAAUAGAGAAGCUGCAUUCACCCAAGGAUCAAAUUUCUGAGUCUGUAUUUCGUGGUUUGCAACAGCCCCACCCCCAACGAACUAGUAAAUUUCAUUCCGGAAUUGAACCUUUGCCAAGAAUUCAAAAUCAAGCCUCUGCUAAUGUUGGAGCAUCAUUUUCAUUAGCACCUAACAAACAACAAGCACAGUUGGAAUCUUUACAGAAACUCCAAACAACAUUGCCUCUGAUUGCAGGGUCACAACAGUUGUCAUCGAUUAUAAAUAAACGCCUGGUAAAGACAGAGCAACCUGUGAAGGUCCAGCCAGAGUUUGAAUCGGUUAGGUCAAAACUGAGGGAAUCACUUGCUGCUGCAUUGGCUACAGGUUCUAAGGAGCAAAAUAAACAAAAAUUUCUUGAAAAAAAUUCCAUUGGCGAGGAAAAAUGCUUGUUAAAGCAGGCCGAAGUUUCUUCUUUGCAAAAUGAAAUUUACCCCUCGGCUGAAGAUGGUUCUUCUUGUGAAAGUUUGCCAAACUAUUUUACUUCUGGCAGACACGUUCAGAAGUGUGAUGGAAACCAAGGAUUAACUAGUGAGAUUGGCUCAAGUGAAAAUUUCAGUGUUAAAAAAGUGGCAGAUAACAUUUGUAAUGUGCAAGAAGAUAUUGAAAAACCUGAUAUUGUGAUGGACGAUGUUCCAUUUAGUAGUCAUUCCAUCAUGGUAGAUGAGCUCUUGCAAGGUCAUGGCCUCCACUGGGCAUCUGAUUUUGAUUCUGUGAAUUCAGAUUCGAUGCUGAACUCUGCCCCGAAAAGGCCUAAAUUGAUGGAUGCGGAUGAAAAAAAUGUCACAAAGGACUCAGCACUUCAAACUUGUGAAAAUUUGUCUGUUCUAAUUGAAGCAGAACUGUUUAAAUUGUUUGGUGGUGUUAAUAAGAAAUACAAGGAGAAAGGUAGAUCGCUUUUGUUUAAUCUGAAAGAUGCUAGUAAUCCGGAGCUGAUUGAACGGGUAUUAUCUGGUGAUGUAUCUCCUGAACGGCUCUGUUCCAUGACUGCUGAGGAACUUGCUUCAAAGGAGCUUUCAGAGUGGAGGCAAGCCAAAGCAGAGGAGUUUGCACAGAUGGUGGUGUUACCUGAUACGGAUAAUAUCAGACGUUUAGUAAAAAAGACUCAUAAAGGAGAAUUUCAAGUAGAAUUUGAUCAGGAUGAUGGUGCUCAUAUUGAGGUUGGACUGGGAUCUGAAGUUCUUACUAAGAUGUUAGCAAAAUCCAAUGAUGUAGAUCAAAGUUCGCCUCGAUCCAAUGAUAAGGGACUGACUUUAUCAAGAACCCAUGACUUGGAGAAAUCUAAUGACUUGUUGCAAGGUGACAAGUCUGAUUCAGUUGGAAAAAAUGUCUCCAGUCGUUUAGAUCAAAGAUUGCCUGAGAAAACUGAUUAUAUACAGGACUUCAUGGUAGAAGAGUUGAAAGACACGGAGCUUCUCCCUCCUGUUGUUUCUCUAGAUGAGUUUAUGCAGGCCCUUGAUUCUGAACCCCCAUUUGAAAACUUGGAAGUUAAUAACUUAAAAGAAAAUCCUAGUUCUGGUGAUAGGGACUUAGAUAGACCAGAGUCUGAGAGCAUUCAUGCGUAUGACAGUUCAGGGCAUAAGGCUGAUUCUACUUCUGAUGUCUCAGCAAGUAAGUUGGAUUCCAGUUUACAUUCAGGUCAUAUGCACACCAAGCAUACAAAAGAAAUUUCCUCAUUAAAUGAUGGUCAAGUGGAUUAUAGUUAUCAAAAGGGUGAUGAUAAGCUGAAAAUGGAUGAUGCUCAAGAGAAACAUGUUGCAAGAAUUCCUGAUUCUGCGUCCAAGUGCAAUAUUAUUUGGGAGGGUUUUCUUCAGCUGAAUGUUUCUGCUCUGUCAAACGUUGUGAGCUUCUUUUUAAGUGGUGAGAGAACAUCAAUGCAAGAGUGGCCCAGCUUUCUUGAGGUGAAAGGAAGAGUUAGAUUAGACGCAUUUGAGAAGUUCCUGCAAGAGCUUCCUCUCUCUCGAAGCCGAACAAUUAUGCUAAUCGAAUUCAUCUGGAAGGAGGAUUCUCUGGAGAGUGGGCGUGUUCAUCUCUCCGAGGCCAUCCACUCCUAUAUAACAGAUGAUAGGCUUGGAUUUGCUGAGCCAGUCCCAGGAGUUGAGCUCUACCUCUGUCCUUCCCACCCCAAAACAAUCGCCAUACUUGCAAAUCACCUCUCCAAGGACCUCCUUGAUAGCAUCCACUCUGUCCUUAAUGGCCUUAUUGGCAUUGUUGUAUGGAGAAGACCUCAUGCAAUUGUAUCACCUAGAUUGUCUUCCCACCACCACAAGCAUCAUGGUAGCUCGAAGAUGCAUUCGAGUUCGAAAAAACGGCACGAAAGCAUGAAUCAUUCGAGCCGCAGGAAUCCGAUUCCUCGGCCCGACGAUGAAGACGAUGUUCCGCCCGGCUUUGGGCCGCCUAUUGUUAGGGAGGAUGAUGAUCUUCCUGAGUUUGAUUUUUCCCGCGGCCGAAGUUCCCAUCGAGCCGCAGCUGAAUUGGCUCCGGCCAGCCCAUCUGAUCACAUGAGGGAACUUAUCCAGAAGUAUGGGCAGGGUGAGAGUACUGUGAAGGAAUUGGGGAUUCCUGUCCAGCCUUGGAAUGAUGAUGAUGAUAUCCCUGAGUGGAAUCCAAAUCAAAAUACAAAACAGAUGCUGAAAUCUAUGCCAUUGCCGCCGCCACCACCGCCGCAAGUCCAUGUGUAUCAACAGCAACAGAGAAAUACCCAGCCUUUUCCUAUAAACCAGAACCUGAUGCCACCACAGUUUGUUCAGAUGCCUCUUCAUCCACCCAUCCAUGCCCAGGUUGGGGGAAUGCAGCCUAAUAAUGCCAUGUGGAGUCCUGUGGCUCGCGGAAUGCCAGAUGGCAGCCUUCGGCCGUGCCAAGUAGGCAGUCAGUUUAGUGGUGGGAGACCGCCGGGCUUCGGGGUGGAUCCUAGAAUGGUUCAAGGCUUUGGGGGAGGGAGGAGUGGAUUGGGUUUCUGGAGACCUGAUAAUAAUAACUCUGGAAGGUAAAGGUUUUUAGCUCUUCUUUAGCAAGAAGAAAGUAGGAAAGUAGAGGAUUUGGCUUCUUUGCUACUUUUUGUGCCCUCUUUUGCUUUUGAUCUCAAAUUGAAUUUUAUGUAAAAUAUGUCUGUUCAUAUGCUUUUGUUGAGUUGGUAAUGAAUGGAUAACCCAUUUGCUGAUCAUUUUGGAA